Esox lucius (northern pike) is the source of this 10133-nucleotide messenger RNA. It is a transcript of the gene tet1, whose product is annotated as tet methylcytosine dioxygenase 1. The transcript has 12 exons. Bases 308 to 7354 code for a protein of 2348 amino acids. Lineage: Eukaryota; Metazoa; Chordata; Actinopteri; Esociformes; Esocidae. Gene Ontology annotation, biological process: positive regulation of transcription by RNA polymerase II; oxidative demethylation. Gene Ontology annotation, cellular component: nucleus. Gene Ontology annotation, molecular function: DNA binding; zinc ion binding; DNA 5-methylcytosine dioxygenase activity. The record is from RefSeq and is a predicted model, not a curated record.
AGUAGCCCAUGAGCCAAGUCCGGUGUCGUGUGUGUGUAUAUCUAUACUUUGGAUUUUAACUAUACGGCUAGCCUUAAAUUGAAAAUACGUACCACCGUCGGGUAACAUGUCUAUUGAUUAAUAGGUCUUUGUAAACCUUUUCAACAUGGUGGGAAAAUAACUCAGCAUUUUGUUUUCUGUGUGAGUCAGUAAUCCUCUAAAAAAGCAGGAAGAGAGAAAAAAAGGGAAAGUUGAAGCACAGCUGAGACCAAACUUCACCUGGUUCCUAUGCCGGCUGCCCCAUCUCCUCCCUCUCAAAUUCUCCACUAUGCCUCCUACUCCCAAACCCUCUAAGAGACAACCUCCACCACAGACAAGGAAUAGCAGCAAGUUGAUAGCCACAACCAGCACCACCAAGAGGCAAACCUCCAACUCUAGCAAGCCAAGAGGGAGUACCUCGGGGAGCCCGCAGUCGAAACCAGAACCGACGCGAAGAUCCACGACCAGGGCCAAGGCACAGCCGGCCAGGAGCCCCGGUGGGGGUCGGGGUCCAAGCCCGGGUGCCUCGCUUGCAAAAGUUAACCAGGCCCACGGUGGGGUCGCAGGGUCAGUUCAUUUAAGAAGCCGGGGUGUUCCUCAGCUCCAGCAUGGUGUGGGAGAAGACCCCCCCUGCCGCAGGAUGUCAUUACGGGGCAUGGGGAGCUCCAAGCAGUUCCCCCCCUUGGCGCUGAAGCCUAGCAGGCGUGGGAAGAUAGCCAGUGGGAGGGGGGCGAGGGGAGGGAGUGGGACAGGGUGUCAGAGAGGGAGUGAGAGAGGGAGUGAGCGAAGGUCGGAUAAGUCUCAUAGUGUAGGCCACAGUGUGGGUAAACAAGAGGAGGGCGUUGUGUGCCGUGAUAAUGAGGCUAGACCUCUGAACUCGCAGACUGAUGAAUUCGCUGUUGAAGAGGAACAGGAAGAGUUAGUUGUCUGCAGUGGUGACACGAUAGGUGCUGACCCACACGGUAAGAUUGCUGGUCAUAGUGGGAAGGGCAACUCAAAGCUCACUGAGGCCACCAGUGUUGACCAACAACAGGAAGCGCUGGUUGACAAUAUUGAUGAGGACAGUUCAUUCAGCCAGGGUCAUGAGCAUGACGACUCUAACGGUGUCGACAUGCCGGCGGAAUUAUUCAGCUCGGAAGGUGAAAACGACACCAAGGCAAACCUGGGAGAUGAGCAGCCUGACAUGGAGCCAAGAGACAGAGAUACCCAUGCAGAAGAGCACGGAGGUAGGGAGACAUUGGAGAAGGAAGGGCAGGAAUCAGGUGGGGAGAUAGAAGAGAAGACGGAUGAAAUAAAUGCGAGCAGGGAGGUUGAAGAGAGAGUUGAGAAGGCGAAGGAGACCAAGGAAGGUGAAGAAAAAAAAGAGGAGAGACGGGAGAAAGUGGUUGUCAGUAGAUCUCCGGAUGAAAGCGUGUCAUUCUCUCAGCCCCAAAAGCCACCUCAGCAGGAUGAAGUGUUGAUGAUGCAAUCAAAGUCACCUGUUCAUUCCGUACCUGUCUCUUACACAGCUACCUCAGACCAGUCACCCCCCUCUCUCCCACAUCCUCACCCACCCUCUCCGCCAUACGCCACAGUGUCAUUUGACACAAAGCUUGUGAACAAAGGUGCUAAACAAAUCCAAUUUCCCCGAACUGUUGAAAUCCAUGUACCCUUAAAAAAUCCAUCUCACAUCUGUGAAACAUCACAGGCUAGCCCUCUGAGUCGUUCAGGUUCCUUCCUUAGUGAACCCCACAAUUCCCUGUGUGUAACCUCAGCUAAACCAGCACCCAGUCAGAGCCUAGUGUGUCCUUUCCCUCUAAAGGCUGGACAGCCUCUCAAAUCAGUGGACAAAGAGACUGAAAACAGCAUGGAGUCCUCGAAACACAGCAACCCCAAAAACAUGUCAUCUUUGUCACACCUGUACACCAACAUGCAGGUCUCCACCAGUAUGUCUGAAAUAAAAAAAGAUGUUGCCAUGACUGUGUCUAUACCAGACCUGGGUCCUGUCCCAAAGAGCCACAGCCCAGAAGAGCUACCACCACUAUCAUCACCAUUAAUCAUCCCACACACAAAUAUAGUCGUUUUCACGCCUGGAACUGAGUCAGACAAAGACAUCCUGCCUGUGUCUUUAUGUGACAUAGGUUCUGUACCAAAGCCUCACAACAAGAACCAGGACGAGCGACCACCGUUACUCGGAUACACAAUCAGUGGGUCUGAACCGGUCGCAUACGAGCAACCGCAAUUACUCCAACCUAGAAUCACUGGAUCUGGACCAGUCAUAGACAAGAAACCACAAUUACUCCAACACACAACCGCUGGAUCUGAAGAAAUCUCAGACAUUGCCUCAGUCUCUGUAUCUGAACUGGUUUCAGUGCCAAAUAGCUCUUCCAACCCUAACCAUGGGAGCUCCAGCUCCAGGUUUUCUUUCACCUUCUCCUGCAGCUCAGAGAGCACUCAGUCCUCGUACUCCUUUGACACUGAGUCUGAGCAUGGGUUUGGGGCUCCUAGCCCCACUGGACACCCUGGCCUGGACUUGGGAACGCCAGAGGAGGGAACGUCUUUUUCCAGACGCCUCCAGAUCACCCAGAGGAGGGAAAAGAAGAAGAGGAGUAGGUGUGGAGGAUGUGAGCCCUGCCUGAGAAAGAUCAACUGCGGCCAGUGUAGCUGCUGUCUAAACCGCAGGACUGGACACCAAAUCUGUAAGCUGAGGAAGUGUAUGGAGCUGAGGAAGAGGAGGCCCAUGUCACUGCUUGCAGUAACAUCUACUCAGGUGGGGUGCAAGGACGUGGCCAAACUAGAAUUAAAGAAAGCAGUUUCCACGGUGGUUCCAGAGGGCGGCUCAGUAAAUGGCAGAAGCCUGGUCCAGAUGACGGAGGAUACAUACAUGGCAGCAGAGGACGAUGAUGAAGAGGGCCACAUAAGUCACAAACACCCCCGCCAUUCCCACACUUCUGCCCCAAUCCAAGAUGGCCAACACACAGCACAUAUCCAGAGGGAUUCUGGACUGCAGGACAUCAACAGAGAAUUUCUCCAACAGCACCACUCUUCUGUCGGCACCUCCCACAGCAGUGUUCACGAGAACUUGGCUGAAACCAACAGGGCUCAACUGACGGUGGGUCCGGAAUUUAAUUUGGUGUCCCAGAAGCCCACAUUACAAUCAGCAUCCCGGGUGACUACAAAAACACAGUACCCCAAAGGCAGCUUUGAGUCCGGUAAUGCACUUCUGGAUGACCCCAUGACUAUUCCUCUGAAGAAGAUAAAGCUAGAGGAGCCGUGGGCGUGGUCCACUGACCAGUCCUCCACCACACUAGAGGGCAGCGAUGACGGCGUCUAUGAGGAUGCUCUGUCCACGCUGGCAGCCGUCGUUUGUUUCUCUAUCACAGACAGGAAGGGGCUGGAGGAGAAGUUGUGUAGCUCCCGUUCCCCGAUCCUACGCUCUUUCAAAACAGAACCAGAGGACUUUAAAGAGGUCUCUAAAGUGGACGUUUGCCUGAAAAGUGCUCCUUUCAGUCCAAGGAACAUUAUCGUUAAACGAGAGCAACCCUCCCCAGGUCUUUCUAGGCCGAGCGUCCAGUCGUUGGUUGAGGAGAGGAAUAUUAGCAAUGACCAGGCUAUUGCUAUCGAGGCACUAACCUUACUGGCUAUACCCCAAGAGCCCCUAGAAUCCUUUAAAAGUGAGACACAGGGUCAGAACCCCAAUACACCCUCCAUGCACUUAUUCAAUAACAACACCCCUCUGCAGGAUGUCAAAACGCCUACAGGAUUAAUUUCCAACAAAGUCCUUGUCAUAAGUGCCCCCCCGAACCAGACCUCUGUCAUACGCUCCCCUGUGGCCAGACACAGUCAUGUCAUCCAGGGUCAUUCCCGUAGCCCUGCCACCACCGGCAAACUGUCCCUGGAGGACCUGUUAGAAGCCAGCUCGGACUGUGAGAGGCCUGCCUGCGAUAGCACUGAUAGGGGAGGACAAAAUCUGUACAGGAGAGCAGAUCAAGGCUUCGGUUCUUACCACAACAGUCACGACGGCACGUUCAGAGAGCGGAAAGACACGAAGAACAGCCAGGAAACGACAGAGAGGACUGUGACUAAGAGCGGGAGGAACAGGGAUGAGGAAGAGGUGGCAGCUCAGCUGGCCGAGUUGGCCUUCAUCAUCCAGUCACGUCAUAAGCAACAGGGUUUCCACCCCUCCCAGCACUCAGAGAACAACCCUCCCAGAGGGACUCCAGUCUCGGCCAUCAAGUACAACUACAACUCGCCGCAUGUACCACCCAAUAACAAAAAAAACCCUGUGAAAAAACCCAGGACCACAUCUUACAAACCCAGGAAGAAGAAGGUAAUGGAGGGGGUUGAAGGUGAGGGCUUCAACCCAAACCACAGGACGCCGCUCUCCAAACGGACGCCCAACGGCAAGGCUCUGCACACAGCCAGGCUCCAGAAGGUUCCGCCCCAGCCGAAGGUGUCAUCGUUCUCACCCCGGGCCCAGAUGGACCUGAAGAGGUAUCUGGCCGAGGCUCAGGAGAAACAACGGCAGCUCUUCUACUAUAGCAACGCCCACAGUGGGAUGAAAUAUCAGAAAACCACUGCUACCAUCAAUCAUGGUCAAAGUCAAGGUUAUGGUCAACACAAACAACAGUGGCCUCAUUUGAACGGUCACCACAGUGGUCCGCAAAACGGUCAUGUGGACCCUAUACAGGGACAAGGAGUUAAACCAGAACGUGAGUGUGAAAGACCAUUAUAUUCUCAGGUAUCACAGCCCUAUGUUGGGCAGCAGCACAGUGUUAACCUACAGGCCGGCACCACCAAACCCAGCUCUACCAGAGUGGACUCAAACAACCACAGAACUGAUCUGAAACCCGGUUUACCCAAUGGCUACUCCUCUGGGGGUCAGGAGCAGGGCCGUUACAGGGUUGAGACAUCAGGUCAGGUCACCGUCUUGUCCACGUCAGCUGGGGUCGCUUUGGAGGAGUCGGAUGAGUCGACACCCACCAAACACAACGUCAACAGCUUCCUGGAAUCGCCCCUCAGGUUCCUGGACACACCCACUAAGAACCUGCUCAGCACCCCCUCCAAGAAGAUCUCCGAGAUCCCCUCCUGUGGCUGUGUGGAGCAAAUCAUUGAGAAGGAGGAGGGUCCAUACUACACUCACCUUGGUGCUGGACCCAGUGUGUCUGCCGUCAGAGAGAUGAUGGAGAACAGGUACGGAGAGAAAGGAAACGCGGUUAGGUUGGAGGUGGUGAUCUACACUGGGAAAGAAGGACGCAGUUCCCAAGGCUGUCCAAUCGCCAAGUGGGUGAUUCGCCGCGGCAGUGAGGAGGAGAAGCUGCUGUGUUUGGUGAGGCACCGGGCGGGCCACCACUGCGACAGAGCCGUGGUGGUGAUCCUCAUCCUGGCGUGGGAGGGCAUCCCCCGGAGCGUGGCCGACAGCCUGUACCAAGAGCUCACCCAGACGCUCAGCAAUCACGGCUUGCCCACCAGCCGACGCUGUGCCCUCAACGAGGAUCGGACGUGCGCGUGCCAGGGUUUGGACCGGGAUACCUGCGGAGCCUCUUUCUCCUUCGGUUGUUCCUGGAGUAUGUACUUCAAUGGCUGCAAGUUCGCCCGCAGCAAGGUCCCCCGAAAGUUCCGCCUGCUGGGCGACAUACCCCAGGAGGAGGAGAAACUGGAGAACCAUCUGCAGAACCUGGCUACAGACGUGGGCCCUAUCUACCAGAGACUCGCUCCAGAGGCCUUCCAAAACCAAGUGGAUCAAGAACAGGCAGGCCAGAACUGCAGACUGGGACGGAGGCCGGGGCGACCUUUCUCGGGGGUCACCGCAUGUGUGGAUUUCUGUGCGCACGCUCACAAAGACACCCACAACAUGAACAACGGCAGCACUGUGGUUUGCACUUUAACCAAGGAGGACAACCGUGCGGUGCGUAACAUCCCUGAGGACGAGCAGCUCCACGUCCUGCCCCUCUAUAAGAUCUCACAGCGGGAUGAGUUUGGCCGUGCGGAGGGCCAAUGGGACAAGAUCCAGACUGGGGCCCUGCAGGUGCUCUCAGCCUUCCCAAGAGAGGUACGUUUGCUGGCUGAGCCAGUGAAAUCAGCCCGUAAAAUAAGACGGGACGCCAAGCUGAAGGCCCAGGCUGAAAAACAGGCUGCGUCCCAGGACGGUAAGCCUGGACAGGGUCCACACACCCCGGGCAAGGUCAAGACAGACACCCCCAACAAAGUUGGUAUAUUUUACCUUCCAGGUUUUAAAAGCACUUCUGCAGUGGAUCUGUCCCCCUCAUUCAAAACGGAGCAGCAGUCCUUCUAUGGCUCCUACAGACCUUAUGUACCAGACACUUACAACCACAGUACCACCACCUACCCUACUCCUGGAAGAUCCACCCCAGGGAUUGAGGCUCUUUCUACCCAUCACCCCGGCCUGCCUCUCCCACAGUAUAGAGGGUCACCAGGGGCCCAGAGCAAUGGUUUCCCCCUCCAUUACAAGGCAGUGGGAGAGCCUGUGAAUGGUUAUUCCCCAGGACAGAUCAGAAAGCAGCUGUCCGACGUAGGGGUUGUCCAGGGUGGCGACUACCCCACCAGGCCGUUUAAAAUGGAAUCCACUGAGGUGAACUGCUCCCCUCUCCUCAGACCCCCCCACAACCACAGCACGCCUCCUUCAUCCUCCUCUACAUCCCCUCUUCCAUUCGUCGAGGGCCUUCACAGCAGGCUCAAUGGGCUGCUCAGGGCAGUGGAGGAGGUGGGGUUCAGAGAUGGGGUCGGAGGUCAUGGCCUACCCCACGGUGCCCCCCAUCCCUCCCAUCCCCCUCCUCAGGGCCCUCCGGCUCCCCUGCAUGACCAGGAAGAGGUGAAACAGGAACAGGAGGAGGUGUGGUCAGACAGCGAGCACAACUUCCUGGACAACGACAUUGGCGGGGUGGCGGUGGCUCCCUCCCAUGGUUCCAUCCUGAUCGAGUGCGCCCGCCGAGAGCUCCACGCCACCACCCCCAUCCUCCGGCCCGACCGCAGCCACCCCACCCGCAUCUCCCUGGUCUUCUACCAGCACAAGUCCCUCAACGAGCCAGACCACGGCCUCCACAUGUGGGAGGCCAAGAUGGCUCGCAGGGAGCGGGAGAGGGAGGCGGAGGCUGAAAGGCUGGGGAUGGGUCUGGCCCCCGAGGAGGUGAGCCCUGUUAAGGGGAAGGGGAAGAGAGGGAGGAGGGCCGGCAAUGAGGGCGUGGAGCCUGAGGAGGAGGCGGAGGAGGAGGGUCAGGACGAGGAGGUGUUGAAGGUUCCUACCCGGCAGGCAAUGACUGUCCUACGGGAUGGUGUGGUCACUGUAUCCCCAUACGCUCUGACACAGGUCACCGGGCCCUACAACCACUGGACAUAAGAUGGUACUGUUAUAUGCACACAGGCACACACAAACUGACAAACACAUCAUACCACGCCACCCUGUGCUACUGCCUUACCUCAAUCUACUUUACACUUCUACUCUCAUUUUGUUUUUCUAAUGUCUGUCAGUUUGUUGUUGGUUUUCUUUGUCUCUGCUUUGGAAAUCAUGAGCAAGACGAUCGCUUGUGGGGUUUAACUGUGAGUUGUGGUGUUGAUGAUGAUGCCAUUUUUUGGUCCUGUUCUUCUUGUCAAGAGAUGGUGCUGAGAACCAAUUUUAAAUAUGUUUUUAAGCUGUUUUUAUAGAAAUUGAUUAAUAAGAACAACAAGAUGUGAUUAUUUAUUCUGAUCAUUUUCAAAAACUAUUUUUAUAUUUAAUUGUUUUGGUGCAAGCCUGUUUACUGCAAUUUUACUGUCAACCAGCAGUCUACACUAGUUAACACUCAUGUAAAAUCUCUGUGGUCUCUGUUUCAGCCAAGAGUGUUUCUUUCCACUAGAUUAGUUUUAUCAAUGAUUUAAUUAUACAGUAUAUUUGUGCCAUUUCUAGCAACAAUUUUUGAUAAACAAACCAGAUAUACCAUCAAAGACUAGACUACACAAAUGUAGUUUUAUGUGAAUAUAAUGUAGCAUGGUGCUAUUCCAUCUCUUUCCAGUUCCUCUACUGGUGGUCAUGAAGAAACUGUACUACCUUUUUUUAUUAUUUUGGUAUUUUUGUUCGGUGUACAGAUAUAUGAUGACAUAUUGAAAAAGCACUUUUUUAUUUUUCGUAACUUGAAAAAGGUCCCGUUCCAAUAUGUACAUAUAGAGAUAUAUACGCAACAGCUUGUGUGAAACCUCACCCCUUUACUCAGUAUUUCAGCUUUUAGUUGUCGUUUCUGUUGUAUUUUGAUUCAACAAUGCAUUUAAAAACAAUUAUUAAUAUGAAUUACAUAUCAGUCUCACACAAAGCCAGGCUUACAAAGCAAUUAUGAAAUGCUGCAUAUAAAGAUUGUGUCAGAUUAUGGUGCUUAUUGUGAAAUGCACUUCAUUUAUAUGAAUCUGGAUAACCAUGUAGGUUCACUGUCUGAACUUCCAGUGUUUUAAAUAGGACAAGUUGUGGAUAAAGAUACAGCAAAAAAGAAAUAACAUAAAACCUGUUCGAAAAUGGUGACUAUAUUACUGUAUAUUUCUCACUGGUGCUAACAAGAUAUCUAUCCUCUGUUUUGAACUGAGUAGGGAAUUGAUUGACAGUGAUGUUUGUCCAUAUGCUGGAUAUAAAUACAUUAUUCAAGUGGAUAGCAAACCAACCAAACCCUUUGUUGUUUCUUAUUGCCUCCUGUUUAUUCUUUGGGAGUAGCUACUCUGACAGAAUAAAACACUCCGUCAGAUCAUUUCAGGUCCUGCAACUGUGUUGAAACCUUGUUAAAAUGCUGUUUACCGACCUGUUUUACAUGGUGGCAUGCCAGCUUCGGGUGAGCUCCAUUCCAUUUUUUUAUAAGCUAUAUUUUUCAGCCAUUUUAUGUGUUAUAGGAUAGAGAGUGGGAAAAGACAGAGGCCAGAUUUAAACCCAUGCUGCAAAGCCUCCAGUUUAGUUUGCUGGACCACCCUAGGCUAGGAAACAAGAAAAAUAUUCUGAGAAUAAUUCCUAUUCUACCUUAUUCAUUCAAAUGAUUUCUUUCGCCCCCUGGAUGAAUUGCAAUUGGAAUGGAAUUGCCCCAAACGCUGGCAGCAUACUGUUUUCGUUUUGAGUUUCAUGAAUUCCUGAUGUUGCCAACAUAAUGAAAAUGUUAUACUGCACUGAUGGAGCCCGUGAACCAGUGACGUUAAGAGGCGCUUUUCCAGCCCAGGACUUCCCAUGUACCCUAGGGGUGGGCGUGACCUGUGAUACAGCAUGGCAUAUGAAAAAUGGAGUCAGACAGAAGUAGAUCUCUCCAGAUUCUAAACAGAAUGCUUUCAUGGCGCAAUCAUGUCGAGUUUCCCUCAAGGCUCUCUUUAGUUAGUAAUAACUAUGUAUGUAAUAAUACAUCCAUACACUAAUACUGUAAUCACUUCUGCUGUGUCUGUCUCAGCCCUUGCUAAAGCAGCUCAAUGCAGAUAACGGUUUCACUGGUGCUUUCAUUUAACUUAUCACAGAUGUGGAGAGUUGGUCUUUUUUAUGUUGUUUCUCUUUUUGUUUCUCAGGUGUGAUAUGUGCGUUUACCCAAGCUUCAACACAACUACAUUACACCCCGUCUUUAACCAAUUCAGAUGUCAAACCAUAUACUUUGAUUUGUCCUCUGAGAUCAAUAGGAUUGCACAUAGAUUGAAUACAUUUUAUGAAUAGUGGAAACAUAUAUACAGUUCAUAUAUCAAUUGAAUGUAUGCUGUUGCAUGUUAAUGAUGUGUUAGAAGACAGUUUCAAACACAUUAACAUGAGACAGUUUGUAAAAAAAAAAAAUUGUCCUCUUAAAUUUAAUAUUUGGUCUGACUUGAAGAUUUCCUGGUUUUACCUUUACGUGUGACUUGAAAACUGUUAUAACAUACAUUAAGAAGGAAAACCUUGCACCAGCAUUUUAAAACUCAAAUGUUUUUAUUGGAAUAAGACUAGCUAUAUAAAAUAAAACAUGUAUGUGAAACUGUUUUUACUGUAUUGGUAUUUUAUAAAUAAUGAACAGUCUGCUAUUUUGAUAAUGAUUGAGGAAAUAACUGUACAUACCUGAAAGUUGUAUCAAUUUAUUCUCUUGAGAACAUACUAAAUUCAGCAUUCCUGGCAAUGGCUGCCCUCUGGUGGUUAUGAAAUAAAGAUGUAUUUUUACUUUGGA